Macrobrachium nipponense is the source of this 615-nucleotide messenger RNA. It is a transcript of the gene ND-B17.2, whose product is annotated as probable NADH dehydrogenase [ubiquinone] 1 alpha subcomplex subunit 12. Bases 91 to 513 code for a protein of 140 amino acids. Gene Ontology annotation, cellular component: membrane. The record is from RefSeq and is a predicted model, not a curated record. The transcript is spliced from 4 exons. Gene Ontology annotation, biological process: mitochondrial respiratory chain complex I assembly; response to oxidative stress. Lineage: Eukaryota; Metazoa; Arthropoda; Malacostraca; Decapoda; Palaemonidae.
UAUUUAUUUUCAAAUGAACGAGUCCGGCCAAGGAAGAAGACACCGUCGACUCCAGCUGAUAUUUGUUUAGCACAUCCUCCCAACAGUAAAAUGGCUAGCUAUUUAGGCCUAGACAAAGUUGCCAAGGCGAUAAAUAUAAUAAGAGCGAACGGAGGUAUCAGGGCGUCAUUGUACAAGCUAUACAGAAUUGAUACUUUGAAGGUUGGAACUCUUGUUGGGGAAGAUGUAAAUGGUAACAAAUACUAUGAAGACAACAAGUUAAUGCUUGGACGCAAUCGCUGGGUAGUGUACCAUCCUAAGUAUGGAGUAGAUUAUGAUCCUUCAUCUGUUUCUGCCGAGUGGUUUGGUUGGUUACAUCAUAAAACUGAUCAGCCUCCAACUAAAGUCCCACCUAAAAAUUAUUCUUGGAUUGCACCAUUCCAGGAAAAUGUAACUGGUACAAAAGAUGCCUACACUCCUUACACUACUACAAAACCAAAAAUCGAAGCUUGGGUCCCUCCAAAAAAGCAGUAAUUACCAUUUCUGUGUAUUUCUUGGAUGUUAAAAGUUGAAAAUUGUCAUCUUUGUAAAUAUAAAUACUUUUAUGAUUCUAAUAUAUUACAGUAGUUCUUUUUA